AUGACGACGGCGCCGACAUAUAUAAAUGAUUGAAAACUGCUAUUUCGUUUAAUAUCAUGUAAUACACUUCCAAGAUGAAGGCAUUUGUAUUUACAUUAUCGCUGCUCGGGCUGGCGUCCGUGGUGUAUCCACGGGGAAUGCCAACACUCUACCGGCUACAGCCGACGCCGGACGUGAAACCGUUGCCACCGCAACCAGACGUUCUUCCGUUGCCGCCUUCGCCUGACGUGUACCCACUGCCCCCUAAUCCCGAUGUAUACCCACUGCCUCCUAAUCCUGACGUGUACCCGUUGCCUCCUAAUCCUGACGUUUACCCGUUGCCUCCUAAUCCUGAUGUAUACCCAUUACCCCCUAACCCAUACGUCAUCCCCUUACCCCCAAACCCAGACGUUCGUCACUUACCUCCAAACCCAUACGUCAUCCCCUUACCUCCAAACCCAGACGUCAUUCCCUUACCCCCAAACCCAGACGUUCGUCCCUUACCCCCAAACCCAGACGUUCGUCCCUUACCUCCAAACCCAUACGUCAUCCCCUUACCUCCAAACCCAUACGUCAUCCCCUUACCUCCAAACCCAGACGUACGUCCCUUGCCCCCUAACCCACACGUCAUCCCCUUACCUCCAAACCCAUACGUCAUCCCCUUACCUCCAAACCCAGACGUUCGCCCCUUACCUCCAAACCCAUACGUCAUCCCCUUACCUCCAAACCCAUACGUCAUCCCCUUACCUCCAAACCCAGACGUACGACCCUUGCCCCCUAACCCACACGUCAUCCCAUUACCUCCAAACCCAUACGUCAUCCCCUUACCUCCAAACCCAGACGUUCGUCCCUUACCUCCGUACCCAUACGUCAACCCCUUACCUCCAAACCCAGACGUACGUCCCUUACCCCCUAACCCAGACGUCAUCCCCUUACCUCCAAACCCAGAUGUUUACCCACUGCCUCCAGUCCCUUAUGUGAUUCCGUUGCCUCCAAAACCUAAACCAACUCCAAUUGUAUACUAAUUACUUACUGCCAAA
Cydia amplana is the source of this 1019-nucleotide messenger RNA. RefSeq lists its product as uncharacterized. The record is from RefSeq and is a predicted model, not a curated record. The transcript is spliced from 3 exons. Bases 75 to 1004 code for a protein of 309 amino acids. NCBI's taxonomy places the organism in Eukaryota, Metazoa, Arthropoda, Insecta, Lepidoptera, Tortricidae.